AUGUGGACGGGAGGAGAUGAUAGGCAUCCUUAUUAUUCUGAAUACGAACAAGUAAAAUUAACUCCCGAAACUUAUCAAGAAAAAGAAAUCGGCAAUUUUUCCACUUCUAAAAGCCACCAACAAUCUCCAAAUAAUUCAACAAAUCGCCGUGACUUAAUUAUCAUUAUUAGCCUAGUCGCCAGCACUCAAUUCCUCAACGAAAAUAUUCCUUUUUCUCAAGUUCUCUUGGUUAUUGACAAAGAGGAAAAAGAAAUUAUUGAUCGUCAAGAAGCCUUGAAGAGAGCCAAAAAUUUGGGUCUGGACCUUUUUUGCGUGGCCCCAGACAAAAAUCCUCCAGUUUGUAAAUUAAUUAAUUAUCAAAAAUACAUCUUUGAAUUAAGUAAAAAAAAGAAAGACAAAAAGGAAAAUGUUUGUAAAGAA
Molecule: messenger RNA, 420 nt
Organism: Racocetra persica
Lineage: Eukaryota; Fungi; Glomeromycota; Glomeromycetes; Diversisporales; Gigasporaceae
Source: the annotation of a GenBank genome assembly